Pseudomyrmex gracilis is the source of this 3743-nucleotide messenger RNA. RefSeq names its product casein kinase I-like. Gene Ontology annotation, molecular function: ATP binding; protein serine/threonine kinase activity. The transcript has 9 exons. Gene Ontology annotation, cellular component: nucleus; cytoplasm. Gene Ontology annotation, biological process: peptidyl-serine phosphorylation; endocytosis; signal transduction. Lineage: Eukaryota; Metazoa; Arthropoda; Insecta; Hymenoptera; Formicidae. Bases 505 to 1833 code for a protein of 442 amino acids. The record is from RefSeq and is a predicted model, not a curated record.
UCCGUGUGCGCUCGGCAUUUAUCGCGCCACUACUAUUAUUGCUGCUUGUUUAGCGACAGCGCUGUCAACUACGGGCAAAAGCGGCGACGACGACUUAACGUAAGUGAGAGAGAGCGAGAGAGCGAGCGAGCGAGCGCAGCGCCACCCGCCAUCAGCACGACCGCCAUCGCAACGAGGUUCGCUAUUCUGUUCAUCGGGACUAGCCACGAAGAAAUGUCCGUAGGUUCGAGAUUGAUCGUUCGGAGUUCCUGUACGACGAGCAUGGAGGUAGUACCGUUGUGCCUGUAACAAGCGCGAGUGAACCAAGCUCUGGAUUCGGUCUCGUGCAGUCGCGAACGCGUCCCAUCUACUUCCACGCUCAACAUCGGGUCAGCUGCUUGUUCCGCGCUGCCUCCGCUAGGUGUUGGUGUGCGUGCGUGUGUGCAUUAGUAGUCGCCUCGCCGCUGUCGCCGCGAUUGUGAUAUCCGCGUUAACGAAAGCGCAUCUCGCGCGGGCUCGUGUACGAUGGAGCUGCGUGUUGGUAACAAGUACCGGCUAGGACGGAAGAUCGGGAGCGGCUCCUUCGGCGACAUUUACCUAGGUACUAAUAUCUCAACUGGUGAGGAGGUUGCUAUCAAACUAGAAUGCAUAAAGACAAGGCAUCCACAGUUACACAUAGAGUCAAAGUUUUACAAAAUGAUGCAAGGAGGUGUUGGAAUACCAACUAUAAAAUGGUGUGGUUCGGAGGGUGAUUACAAUGUAAUGGUAAUGGAAUUACUUGGCCCAUCGUUAGAGGAUCUAUUUAAUUUUUGUUCAAGACGUUUUACUCUGAAAACAGUUCUACUCCUUGCAGAUCAAUUGAUAAGUAGAACAGAUUACAUUCAUAGUCGCAACUUUAUUCAUCGUGAUAUAAAGCCGGACAACUUUUUGAUGGGUCUCGGAAAAAAGGGAAAUCUCGUCUACAUUAUAGAUUUUGGAUUAGCCAAAAAGUAUCGCGAUGGCCGCACACACAAACACAUACCCUAUCGAGAGAACAAAAAUUUAACAGGGACAGCUAGAUACGCGAGUAUAAACACACAUCUGGGAAUUGAACAGUCACGGCGAGACGAUCUUGAAUCUCUGGGAUAUGUUCUCAUGUAUUUCAACAGAGGUAGUUUACCUUGGCAAGGGUUGAAAGCGGCGACUAAGAGACAAAAGUACGAACGUAUUUCGGAAAAAAAAAUGUCGACUCCUGUGGAAGAACUAUGCAAAGGUUAUCCUCUAGAGUUUUCGUCGUAUCUAAGGUAUUGUCGGGACUUGCGUUUCGAGGAAAGACCGGAUUACUCGCAUCUCCGACAGCUUUUCCGAACGUUGUUUCACGGCCAGGGCUUUACGUAUGAUUACGUCUUCGACUGGAAUAUGCUAAAGUUUGGUAAUGCGAGACAACCAACGUUACCAUCUGCGCAGCAAACGCCUAUGCACUCGCAGCCGUCUAACGCGGCGCUACCUUCUGGGACCAAUAACGAUCAGGAGCACCGAUCAAGGCCCUAUACACGGCAGUGUUUGCCGAACGCGUCUGUAGCGACGGUAGGCCCAACGCUUGGACCGAAUGCUAGUCUACGAGCGAUCCGGCAAAAACGUGAGAUGGAGACCCGUGGCGACCAGGACAAUCAGGACAAGAAUGAUCUUCAAGCAUCGGGUGGCCAAGAACGGAGGGUCAGUAUGCGGUUGACCCGUAGAGAUGCGCUUCUAGCCAAUGCAGCGGAAAUGCAGCCCAAGUCCAAGAAGCGCCAAUGCGACGGCAAUCGCACCACCCACUCUGAUGGUCAGGCGGGCAAGCGUGCAACACAACAAGUGAAUCAGCAUCAGCACUAGCGGGAUCGUCAGCCUCGUGUCCAAGAUCGUUCGUCCGGAGCGACGACCAACGAUUGUCGCCACCGAUACGACGAUGUCGUGUUGCCUUCUGUCGCGAGCCGGAAGUGAACGUCUCGCGCGUGAUAUCGCACGAGUAUUUGGCAAUCGGUGACACGAUGCAACGCAACGUUUUGUGCAACACACAAAAAAAUCGGCGGAGACGUCGGUUACACAACGUUUGUCGAGUGCGUGACAGUGGUGUUUGUUAUAGAACGUCCUCGGUGGAUAUUACAAAAAACUAACGAAAGCAACUGUCUUCGAGUGGAAAACGGAUAAACGAAAGAACCGUCGUUUGUUCUGACGGAUAUGUUGAAGAGACAAGAUGUGCGCGAAUACACAGUGGUGAAAUGCAGCAGCAGAUCUAGCGGCUGAUCAUUUUAGCAACCCAAGAACUAACAGUUUUCGUCAUAAGAUUUGCAAGCGGAAUUUACACUCACGCAAGUCAAGACCAGGAUAUUUCCAGAUCUCUUUAUCUUCUUCCUUUCUUUUCUUUCCUAUCUCAUUAUCUUUCCCUUUCUCACGACUAGUGAGUCUUGUCUCGAAAAACGUGCUCCACCUUUGGCGUUGACGAAGAAGAUGACGAUGUUCAAAUCGUCGAGAUCCUUACAUGUGUAAGAUGAUUACAAAAAAAAAAAAAAAAACAACAAAAAAAACAAAAAAAUCGCAAUUGUGAUCGUUUUAUUUUUGGGACGAAUCGCAAAUGUACAGUACGCGAUUUCGAUGAUGGAUUCUCGCAGUUGUUCAUUAAAUAUAAAUUUUGAGAGACCGUUGAAUUUUCACUGUUUUUGCGGCAAGUUGGUUGUACUAUAGCUAGUUUUGCUUUCUUUUAAUUUAAAUUCCUACAAAUUCAUUUGCGUGUACGUAUGCACAUAAAUAAGAGUAAUAUUCGAUUUGCCGAGUUUAGUAGUAUUUUUAAUUGUUUCUCGAAGGCAGCUUCUUUUAGACAACAAUUGAAGCUGAGUAAACAUUAUAAAAAGAGAAGAAACUAAUAUUAAAAAUGUAAUAUAUAUCAUAAACUUCUAUUCAAUAGAUAUCACGUAUUUCAUUCGGGUGCAAAUUUGUUCUUAAAAAAAAGAGUUUAAUUGUUGCUUUUUUCUAAGAUUAUUUGUGAUAAUCACUCAUAAUUUGUAUAAUCGGUCGUUACUGAAAAUGAUUUCGCGUUUCGCGAGACAGCCAUGCGAGAGUUGAUCCAAUAUCGCGCGAUUAUAUUCUCGAUACAUUUGUAUAAAUGUAGGAUAUUCCUUCGUAUAGAUUACGUGUACAUAGAUCGAACACAUCGGUGACUGAGCAGCUAUCCAGUAUAUAAAGCUGUAUUCGCGGGAGUUGUUCGCCCAGAGCAACAUAAAUUACAUUUUCAAUGGAAGAUAUAGCUCCGUGUUAGUGUCCAGAGAAUUAAGCGCGAUCGUGGAAAAAAUCUCACGAUCGCAAUUACAAAUUUUGCUAGAAAACGUGUGUUUGGCGUCGCCCAUGUUCGUACCUCAAACUCGGUUCGUCGUUGUUCCGGUUGAACUAACGAUAAAUAUAGCUUUCGGGAACGUUUCUGUUCGCGUUGGUGUUGAAAAUGUUGAAUGUUCGAAUUAAUCGAGAUCGUAUGUUUAAUCGUUUUGUUAUUCUCUUGAAGGUACGUUCGAAACGGUUUGGAUACACAAGUAGAUCGAUCGGUUUUAGGAAGCUCUCGAAACGCUCUAUUCUCGGGCCGAUUUGCGAUACGAUACGACGGCAUGUCAAGUCGUUUCUUAUCUAAAAACAAAAAAAGCUCUAGUUAAACGAUCAUACAGAACGUAGUACAACAGGCGCGCAAGGAGGAGACGGGGGAGUAACGUUUAGUUUUAGGGAUAAUUCGUUCGGUUGUGCUAGGUGGUAAGGAGAAA